AAUGAACAAGUAUAGGCGGCAGAUAAAAUAAGCAUUUAACAUAAUCAAAAUAAGAGCAACUGAGACAUGAGGCAAACUCUAAGUUGUAUUUUGGAAGCAAUUAAAAAAAUAAUUUAAAGUCAUUAGUAAAGUAUACAUUUGCAUAAGUGGAUAUGACAUUUAACCAGCAAUACUAUUAAAUGGACUACAUCUGAGACUCAUAUCUGUAAUUUAUCAUCGUGUAUGGUGCAUUCAAAAACAGGGAUAUCUGCUCUGUUAAGAGACAAGCAGGUCCUUGUGUCAACCCGCUGCUACAUAACAAAAGGACACAAGUAAAAAAGUACUCAACGGUUUUAUCUGCUUUGAAACAAAGUGUACACGGAGCAGGAUCUCGUGUCCAGUGUCCGGUAUAUCAGCAACACGACGAAAGUAGCAAUGCCUGAAAGACAUGUCUCACAAAGAAGAUAAUGAAGGGAAAAGGAGCUCUCACCGCACUGAGUUGUACACCAGCAUCCCUCGAACAUGUCUGCCCAUUGUGUACCACCCAGACUACAACAUCACCUUCAUGGGCCUUGAAAAGCUGCAUCCAUUUGAUGCAGGGAAGUGGGGGAAAGUCAUUCACUUCUUGAAAGAGGAGCAGUUCAUCACUGAUGGGAACAUCGUGGAAGCCCGUGAAGCUACUGAAGAGGAUCUGCUGGUGGUUCACACCAAACGCUACCUCAACAGAUUAAAGUGGUCUCUGGUGGUGGCAGCAAUCACAGAAAUCCCACCUCUCCUGUUUCUGCCUAAUUUCCUGGUACAGCGGAAAGUGCUGAGGCCUUUGCGGACACAGACUGGAGGAACAAUUAUGGCAGGAAAACUGGCUGUUGACCGAGGAUGGGCUAUAAAUGUAGGAGGAGGCUUCCACCACUGCUCCAGCGAUAGGGGAGGGGGCUUUUGUGCCUAUGCCGACAUCACUCUGGCCAUCAAGUUUCUGUUUGAGAGAGUGGAAGGCAUCUCCAAGGCUACUAUCAUCGAUCUGGAUGCUCAUCAGGGAAAUGGACAUGAGCGUGACUUCUUGAAUGACAGACGUGUGUUCAUCAUGGAUAUGUAUAAUCGCUACAUCUAUCCCGGGGACGAAUAUGCUAAAAGAGCCAUAAAGAGGAAGGUGGAGCUGGACUGGGGCACUGAGGACUCGGAGUACCUUCAGAAGGUAGAGCUCCACUCUGACGGAGCGCUGAACGAGGUCCGACCUGAUAUAAUCGUCUACAACGCAGGGACAGACAUCUUGGAUGGGGACUCCCUUGGUGGACUCUCCAUAUCACCACAGGGCAUUGUAAAAAGAGAUGAGAUUGUGUUCAGGACUGCGAGGAGACGGGGCGUCCCCAUACUCAUGGUGACAUCCGGAGGAUACCAGAAGAAAACGGCCCGCAUCAUUGCUGACUCCAUCCUCAACUUGCACCGGCAGGGCCUGAUUGGAGCAGAGGCUCUGGAGGGGGAGGGCUCAUCAUCGCUGGUGACCAGCAUGAUGUGUAGCUCUGGAUCUGUUGGAUCCACAUUCACUGCUGUCUGAGAUGCAUUAAUCCCUACAGAUGUGACAUUUAAAGGCACUCAAGUAACUUUAUAUUGUGCAGUUUCUGUGUGACAGCAAUUAACGAUAUUGUAAUGUUACUGCUGUUACACAGAAAUGUGUUUUUUGUUUGUUUUUUUAUCACAGGGGGGUUACACAAUGCUUGUUUGCACAUAUACAACCAAAAAAAAAAGAGGCAAUUUUUUACAUUUUUAAUGUAUAAGUUACUCAAAGGGAGUAAUCAUUCAAAGAGAAAAAUUGCACUGAAACAAUAGCGCUCUCUUUCAUAAGCCUUCAUAUGCCACAAAAAGAGUUAUUUAAAUUUUUAUCAGUUGGAGCAUGAUGGGUUUUAUGUUUAAUAUAUGUUCGGGGAGCGUUUUAGAGAGGAAUUCUUUCAUCUCAGGAAAAGUAAUAAUGUAAUUUGUGAAAGAUAUGAUAUAAUAAUUGUCCAAUGAGAGAUUUGAUGUUCUUACAGCUACAAGUAUAUUUUUUAUCCGUCAUCUCAGAUUAUGGUUAUGAAGGUGAAACACAAGAUAAUUUCACAUUAGAACUGUAACUGUCAAACAUAAUCUAAUGGUAAUGUUACAAAAAAUAUGUUCUUCAUUCCUCAUUAGCAUUUAGUUUGAUCAUUUCUAGUAUAAACUGGUGUUUUUCUCUAGAUAAUAUUGUAAUCAUUAUAGAGUUAUGGUGUUUCAUUACUCAAGCUUGGCCAUUGAUGAGUUUUUGUACUAAAUGCUCUGGGUGCUUUUAAUCCCCUCUAUCUCUGCAAUUAAUGUUUACCGGGAACCCGUUAUGAUUUUUCUGUAGGUACUAAAGUGUAUUGUGAACACAUUUGAAACACUAAAACAUGUGACUGUGCACUUUAACUUGUGUAUGGUGAAAGAAAGUUCACGAACAUUCCCAAACUCCUGAAAAUGUUCUGUUGCAGUGUGUUCCUGUCAUCUACAAAGUCCAAAAACUGAAGAACGUUCAGUGAUUGAUGAGCGGGCCUGUUUCAUGGGUUUUACUUCUGAUUGGUUUGCUGUAGUCAGACGUACAGAACUCCCUAUUGAUGUUUACACAUACAGUAGUUGUGUAAAAUGAGACAAAAUAGAUCUUUAAAAAUGUUGGAUCAAUAUGAUCAAUGCAGCAGCUGGAACAAUAUCACAGCUUCCAAAAGACACUAAAGACUCUUCAUCAAAAACAUUUUAACAGUUUGAAGUUAACUGAAGUAUUAGUGCAUUGCUUACUCAUACAUGAAAUACUCAUAUUGCCCCUUCAUGCUAAUGUAAAGCUUUAAAAAAUAACUUUGCAUGUCGGCGGCUCCAAAUUAAAGUCAGACUUUACUGUUUGAAAAUUUUCAUUAAAGAAUUCUUCUGGUCUUGAGUCGUAUUUCUGUGGUUUUAGCCUUCGUGUAAGUAAAUUGCAGAGAUCUAGGAACAUGGCAACAUCACUAAAAAGACGCCCUAUGGGGCAAGAAACACAAGCGGUCAGAUAACAAGACUUGUCUUAAACAAUCUUUCCAGAAAGAUUUAAAUUGGGGAUCACAUCUUCCUACAUAGCUACUUUAUGAAUAGACGUGCAUCAAAAUCCAAACGACGGCUCACUUGGCUGCAGUCAAAAAGCUGCACCAGUUCAAACACAGCAUUCUUGCUAUUACUAUGACGCCAUUGAUUUUCUUUGCUCCCGCUUUGUCUUCUCCACGGACUUCAAAACUCCCUCUCGUGUUUACUUACAGUGGAUUUUGUCAAGCUGUCACUCCAAUCGAGACUGGCCAAUGGAGACGCGUCUUUUGUAGGUCCCACCCACGAGAUUUCAGCUCAACAUUUUAGAUUCGCAAACAAAACUUUUGGAUGACAUUUUUAAUCACAAAUUUGAGUGUGCAUAGUUUUGCUCUCAAACCUAUUUUUUGAUUACAUAAUAAAGACACAAAAGUAACUAUAGAAAUCAUGUCCAUUUCUGUCACCAGAAAUGUGAAAAACUCUCUGUGCCCUACUUUGUGAUGAAGGCCCAAUAAAAGACAUGACAUCAAAAUCUUGUCUAACAUAGCUUAAGCCAUGCUAAUUGACAUCCAGGCAACAACUUGGGGGAGUACAGUAGUUGCAGAAGGAGGGAAUGUUGCACACAUGUUCACACCUGGGAAAUGCACAGUACACCAAGACAUGUACUGUUGGCUUGGAAGUAGCAAUGUUGACAUCCCAGAUCUGAUACAUCCUGCAGGGCUGAAUAAGUGUUUGGAAAGCCAAAACUGCUGACCAAAUUAGAAGAGAUGUUAAUGUUACUGUGAAAGUGGCCAAAGGGUAGUUUUGAUAAUAAAACCACAUCGUCUGUGGACUGCCAUUGCAUUAGAUGUGUUUUGCAGCUGAGUGGACCUGAAGUGGCAGCUGGCAGGUGCUGCUGUAAUGAUUUUCUAAUGUAUUUUCACAUUCAUUAUCUUCCACUGCUCUGGCUUCACUUUACUGUUAAAAACUGUUGCAAAAGUUAGGGAGUUAAGGACUUGAGUACAGACUCACGAUCAUUUAAAGGAUUAAAAGACCUAUCUUUGAACGACAUGAAAAGAAGUGUUCGGGUGCGUAUCCACGAAGCUUUUUGGAAACAUUCCUAAUGAAACUGAAAGGCAGGCCAUAUUAGCGGUGUCAGUGCUAAUUAGCUAAAGUCUUUGAUCUGGUGUGCUGCUUUUUAAUUGCAGCUGAAAGGUUUAGUGCAGUCUACCUUUAAUUAGGACUCGAAAUAUAUCACUUAUUGUAGCAGGCCUGUCCUUAAUACCCGAUGCGAUCCCAAAUUCCAGUUCAUCAGCUCUUUUCCGUGUCGGCCAGCAUUUUAGUCAUUUCAGACGAUUGAAUGUUUCGUGCCAAAAAUAACACUGAAGUCUUCAAAGCUGUACUGUGUUUGUGAUUUGUGCUGACAUUGACAACUACUUCUAUGAAUUCAUAAUGAUGUUGAAUAAAUCUAUAGCAACCAAAA
This is a messenger RNA of Siniperca chuatsi (mandarin fish), 4471 nucleotides long. RefSeq names its product histone deacetylase 11 (gene hdac11). The record is from RefSeq and is a predicted model, not a curated record. Gene Ontology annotation, molecular function: histone deacetylase activity. NCBI's taxonomy places the organism in Eukaryota, Metazoa, Chordata, Actinopteri, Centrarchiformes, Sinipercidae. The transcript has 11 exons. Bases 428 to 1531 code for a protein of 367 amino acids.